This is a messenger RNA of Stegodyphus dumicola, 705 nucleotides long. RefSeq lists its product as uncharacterized. Lineage: Eukaryota; Metazoa; Arthropoda; Arachnida; Araneae; Eresidae. The record is from RefSeq and is a predicted model, not a curated record.
AUGUCGGCUGAAACAACUAGUAAAGCUCUAAUUAUUGGAUGGAUAGCUCGUUUCGGAUGCUUUUCAACUAUCACUACUGAUCAGGGUCGGAACUCUGAAUCGCAUCAUUUCAGGGAGUUUACGAACCUGCUGGGCACUUAUCGCAUUCGUACCACCGCCUAUAGAUCUCAAUCUAAAGGAAUCAUUGAGCGUUUCCAUCGUCAACUGAAAAAGAGCAUAAAAUCGCAAAAGAAUCCUCACUGGACAGAAUCGUUACCUGUUAUACUUUGGGGUAUUAGAUUUUCCGUCAAAGACGACAUUCAAGCAACUUGUUCUGAGUUGGUCUACAGUAUUAUCUUAAGACUGCCUUCGGAUAUUUUGUGCUUAGAUCAGCUUUCUCCGCCAUCCCCGACACCAACAUAUGUAAAUCGUUUACGAUCUAUCAUGCAAUCUCUGAUUCCCAUCGCAACAUCAAAACACUGUUCAGAGCCUAUCCACAUCCAUCCAUCUUUAAAAUCGUGCUCUCAUGUUUAUUUGAGAAUUAACUCAGUCAAGCCUCCUCUUCAACAACCAUACUCAGGUCCUCAUCCAGUCAUUGAGCGAUAUGAUAAAACCUUUAACGGUAAAAAUGAAAUUUUUUCAAUUGAUCGACUCAAACCUGCAUUUUUCAUUAUUGAUAAAACCUUUGCCUUUAACACUAAACCUUCCAAUAAGACAAUAUAUUGA